Molecule: messenger RNA, 835 nt
Organism: Thalassophryne amazonica
Lineage: Eukaryota; Metazoa; Chordata; Actinopteri; Batrachoidiformes; Batrachoididae
Product: glycoprotein hormone beta-5-like
Exons: 3
Coding region: 369-752 (127 amino acids)
Biological process (GO): G protein-coupled receptor signaling pathway; regulation of thyroid hormone receptor signaling pathway
Cellular component (GO): cytoplasm; extracellular region
Molecular function (GO): hormone activity
Source: RefSeq, a predicted model, not a curated record
CACACUUUAAGCAGAAUCAAGAAGUAGAACCCCCCCCACCACCACCACCAUCCUUUCUAUCGCUUCAGUAAUUAAUUUAGUCAUUACUGCGGCUUAUUUAAAUAACUGAGAACAGCCUAAAGGUGGGUCAGGAGCCGCUCAGGCUGAGGUUCAGAAAACGUAGAGAAGCAUGACUAUAUUUUCCGAGUACUCUCCAUUAUUUCUGGCCUCUGAUGGUAUUUCAUUGUAAUUGCUAUGAUGUCAGAGUGUCCGUCCGCCCUGAUGGCUGUCUAAAAACAACAACAAGGACAGAUUGGUUCCAUUCACCAGCUGUUGUCCGGACACGAGUCAAGCAGCUCAACUCUCUGCAAGACCCUUAGCCACAAAGCAUGCAUCUCCAUCCUGUCUCUUUUCUCUUCGUCCUCAUUGCCGGGGCGGUGGCGAUGUGUGUUGCUGUGACGACCUCGCUCCAGGGCUUCAGAGGCUGCGCCGUGCGAGAGUUCUCCUUUGUGGCCCAGAAACCCGGCUGCAAGGGUCUCCGUAUCACCACGGAGGCCUGCUGGGGGCGCUGUCACACCUGGGAGAAACCUGUGCCGGAGCCUCCAUACAUCCACUGGCACCACCGCGUGUGCACGUACAGUCGUACCCACCACAUGAGUGCCCGUCUGCCAGGCUGCCAGCCUGAUGUCUCCCCACUGUACCAUUACCCUGUGGCCCUGCACUGCCACUGUGCCAUCUGCUCCACACAGGAUACGGAGUGUGAGACCUUUUGAGGGCCUUCGAGUCAACAGCGCUGUCAGAUGUUUUAAUCCUGACAUGAAUAACACAGAGGAAGACAAUCAGAGAGCAAUGUUAC